UUCUUUUAUUCCUCUGAUUUUCCGUUUUGAUUAUCAUCGUUUCAUCCCGUUUAAUAUUUUAAUGAUUGUUUUGUUGAAUUUCUUGCUCACCAUUAACUUAAUUUCUAUAUAACAAUAUCUAAUCGUUGCGUUAGAUGAAAGUUAGUGCAAUGUAUCAUUAGCCUCAGUUUGGUGACUAAUAGAAUCAGGAAGAAAAAAAUCCGAAUUCGUAUAAUGACUGUGAGUUGUUAGCAUUUAAAUAAACGUAUAAGUAAUGUCUGACGGGGAUCCAUCUCUCGAAGAAGACGUACCAAAGCCACUACUGGAAAGACCUGAAGAGAAUGUGUUUACGCCAAAGAUAUCGACACCAAUUUACGCUGGCGGUGUGAAAUUACACCAUAAGAGAUCAGACGCUACAGAAACCGAAUCCUUCCUGACCGCCGCACAAAGAAAUGAACUUGCGCUCCAACAACUAUUUGAAGAUGGAGCUGGAGACUUUCACUCAGCGGAGAAGGAGACGCAGGAGAAGAUAGGCGACCUGCAGGCCAUGUCCGUCCUCAGUACAUACCAGGACAAUUUGUCGCAAGACAUGAACACCGAUCGUGACAACGGUAGCGAAGCUUCGACCCGAGCCGCGGAAGAGUGCGGCUGCGGCGAGCCCGCGCAACCACACCUCGACUCCUCCAACAAUAAUGGCAAACCUGUGGCCAAUCAUUGCUCUUAUUCGCGUUUCAACGGUAUUACGAAAAUAUCUGCAAGUCAUGGUAAUGGCUUUACAUCAGAGAAGAUACUGGGGAAUGGGAUAAGGAUAGUGAUGGGCGGUAUACUAAACAAUCCAUCACUGAGCUUCAACGACGGUGUACGUUCGGUGGACUUUGUGCUUGUGUGGGAGGCGGGCAGGGAGAACUCCACCACGCCGGAAGCCUUCAAGCAAAGGAAAGUAUUCGAGGAGAAUCUCGAGAAAGAGGGCCUGCAGUUGGAGAGGGAGGCGCCGGAAAACUUGCACGGAUUGCACUUUGUUAAGAUACAUGCACCCCUUUCAGUUUUAAAGGACUACAGUGAAAUCUUAAAACUUCGGAUGCCGAUGAAGGACUGCAGUAAAAUAAGAAAAAGUGGGAAGACGAAUGCAAUACUGAAUGCCGCCAUGUAUAUGUCGAAGUUUUCAGCAUUAAAAGACGUGCAUGAGAAGACGAACACGUUAUUAGAUAGAAUACAGGCUUGCUGGGAUAGCUUCAUGUCGAAGAUUAGAGUCGACCACACGAAGUUUCCGGAAAGAAAGCAUCGGUUAACCGCAAUAUACUCUAAGGAUAAAGAAUACUUAUUUGAUACAGCGUCGGAUUGUUUCUGGACCCCGUCAGUACGAUCUCGCAUCGUUCAAUUCAUAUUGGAUCGUAAACGUUUCUCGGAGCGACAGAAUGACGACUUCGCUUUUGGUAUCGCUCGGCUUAUAUCAUACAAUACUUACAGUGCAGCGUAUCCUCUACACGAUGGUGAUUUGAAAACUCCUGGCUCUAUGCGACAUUUGUUAUAUACGGAGUGGGCUAGUGUAACCAAAUGUAUUAAAUAUCAACCCCUGGAUUAUGUAAAGGAUUACUUUGGAGUUAAAAUUGGACUGUACUUUGCUUGGUUGGGAUUUUACACUCACAUGUUGAUCCCAGCGUCUAUAGUUGGUCUUAUUUGCGUGAUAUAUUCUGCCUCUACUCUAUCUUCUUAUAAACCAAGUGAAGAUGUAUGUAAUUACGAGUCAAAUAUAAAGAUGUGUCCGUUAUGUGAUUACUUCUGCGAGUACUGGGACUUACGAGACACAUGUUUGCAGUCGCGUAUCACUUACCUCUUCGAUAACUCCACCACUGUCUUCUUUGCCAUCUUUAUGAGCUUCUGGGCUGCAUGUUUCUUAGAGAUGUGGAAGAGAUACUCAGCGGAGAUGACACACAGAUGGGACCUGACAGGCUUCGACGUGUAUGAGGAGCAUCCCAGACCACAGUACCUGGCCCGGCUGGCGCACGUCAAGAGGACACAACUGAAUGUGGUAACUGGUGUGCGCGAGCCGACAGUGCCGUACUGGCGCAUGCGUCUCCCGGCCACGCUGAUGUCGUUCAGUGUGGUAGCGCUGCUGGUGCUGCUGGCGCUGGCCACUGUUCUGGGUGUGGUGCUGUACCGCAUGUCACUCCUCGGAGCCAGCAUCCUGCGCCGCAACGACAAGGACCUCAUCACAUCCAAUCCCAUCAUGUUCACCACCGCUACAGCUGCCUGCAUCAAUCUUGUUUUCAUCUGUAUAUUUAAUUACGUGUAUCAGUACCUCGCGGAAUGGCUGACGGAAAAGGAGCUGCUGCGAACGCAAACUGAAUUCGACGAUUCGUUGACGCUCAAGAUAUAUCUCCUUCAAUUCGUCAACUACUACGCCUCAAUAUUCUAUAUUGCGUUUUUCAAAGGCAAGUUUAUUGGCCGGCCCGGGGACUAUGUGAGACUGUUUGGACAUAGACAAGAAGAGUGCGCUCCGGGUGGCUGUUUACUAGAGCUGUCUAUCCAGCUGGCCAUCAUCAUGGUGGGAAAGCAGUUCAUCAACACCGUGGUCGAGAUGCUCCUGCCUUAUCUCCUCAAGUGGUGGAACAUCAUACGCACCAUUGGAAGGAAAAACCGAAUAAAAAGUCCAAUACAAUGGGUAAAAGAUUUCAAACUAGUCGACUUUGGUAAUAUGGGUCUAUUUCCAGAAUAUCUUGAAAUGGUAUUACAGUACGGUUUUGUAACUAUAUUCGUGGCUGCGUUUCCACUGGCGCCGCUGUUUGCGCUCAUCAACAAUGUGCUUGAGAUGCGACUUGACGCCAAGAAGUUCUUGACUUGCUACCGCAGACCUGUGCCCCAGCGCGUUAUAGACAUCGGCGUCUGGUACCGCAUCCUCGACACCAUCGGCAAGCUCAGCAUCAUCACCAACGGAUUCAUAAUAGCGUUCACGUCGGAGUUCAUUCCGCGGCUGGUGUACCAUUACUCGACUGGAUCACUGGAUAACUACGUUAACCACACGCUGGCUGACUUCAAUGUCACCGUGCUUGAGCAUCCGCCGCACGAGUCCAAGUACAACCAGUCCAUGUGCAGCUAUCCCGGAUACUGGUAUUACAAAGAAGGAGACGACUACGAACACUCUAACUGGUAUUGGCAUAUUAUUGGUGCGAGACUGGCCUUUGUCGUUGUUUUUGAGAACGUGGUGGCGCUGGUGAUGAUAAUAGUGAAGUGGGCGAUACCGGACAUGUCCGGAGAGCUGCGCGAUCGCAUCCGGCGCGAGGCUUACGUCAUCAACAGCUUCAUAUUGGACGAGACGCGCGCGCGAACGCUCGCCGAGCGCAACAACUCGCGCACGGACACGCGCGCGGAUGCGCGUGCGCAAGGUGACAGAAGCGAUUCUGAUUGGAACCACAUAGCCUCGCUGUCGGGGUCCGAUUUCGAUCUGGCUGCGCAUGGUGACCAUCCAAACAUCACGGACAUCGCUAAGCAUGUGGUCACCAACACGACAACACAGGAGCGGCCAGGUCCAGCGCAUGUCUAGUUAUUGUCAACGUCGUCGUCUAUACUAGAGAUAUGGUUUA
Papilio machaon (common yellow swallowtail) is the source of this 3560-nucleotide messenger RNA. RefSeq names its product anoctamin-1 (gene subdued). Gene Ontology annotation, cellular component: plasma membrane. The transcript has 22 exons. Gene Ontology annotation, molecular function: protein dimerization activity; chloride channel activity. The record is from RefSeq and is a predicted model, not a curated record. Lineage: Eukaryota; Metazoa; Arthropoda; Insecta; Lepidoptera; Papilionidae. The coding region runs from base 254 to 3520 and encodes 1088 amino acids. Gene Ontology annotation, biological process: chloride transmembrane transport.